AUGGCUUGUGCAGUGGACGAAGCCGACAAAGCUUUCGCGGCGGAUGUACUUGGUGGUUGCUUUGGUCAAGGCGGCGACUUCGCGGUGGUUGUGGAGGAGCGUGUCGCGGGUAAGUCCGGACAGGACGCCGAAGUCGUCAGGACGGAAUUCAAGGUGUGGUCUGUUUUGCUGAGUCAGUGGUCAAGAGUGUUCCACACGAUGAUUACCUCCACCUCAUUUAGGGAGAAGGCCGCAGCGGAGGUUGUCAUCCAGGAUUUCUCGGCAACAACAGUGGAGGCAUUUCUCCGCUUUUUGUACUCCGGCGUCCUGCGCGGCAGCCUCGCCACAACAGUGGAGGUGGGCAUGUUGGCGGACAAAUACCAGGUGGACAAGCUGCAGAGCCUCUGCAAGCAGGCUGUCCAGAAGCAGCUCAGGCCAGAGACCGCGUGCGAGCUGCUGCAGCUGGCCGAUCGAUGUCAGAAUGCUGAUCUGCGACUGCAGGCAUUGGAGAAGAUCCUGAUUCACCCCAAGGACGCUCUGCGACUUCGCCCUGCGAUAAGUCCUCGGCUCUUGGACGAGGUCCUCAGCUCACCGUUCUUGUGCGUUGAGCAGGAAGAGCUGUUCCAGCUGCUGCAAGGCUGGGGCAAAAGGAAGGCUUCUGCCCUCGACGACGAUCUGCAACCCGUCAUCGACAACCACACGGUGGUUGUCGUGGGUCGGAAGCAAGCCCGGUACUCCUUUUCUGUGCUGGGCUCACUCUGGAACAUGUACGAGCGUGGCGGAAAGGAGGGCCCUUUUCUGGGAUAUUGGGUCAACGUCACGCUUGGAAACUCCGACGUUGUAAAGGCGGAGACAGAGACCAAGAGCAUGAACAAGCUGCGCGAUGUCGCCAGGAAUCACGGGAGUGUGCGGAUGGAGAAGGGAUGGAUCUCAUGGAUGCUGCCGCACCAUUGCGUCUACAUCAUGGGCAUCGUAUUUCUGUUCGCAGCUCAUGCCCCAGUUUCGUUCGAUAUCCUGUCUUCUCUCGAUGGCCUGAACUGGCAUGUGCUUUUCAGCAUCGACCAUCGCGUGGACACUCCUCCGAACCUCUCGGAAGUUCCGAUUCAGCGGCCUCCCGAGCCGGCGAAGUGGUUCAAACUGCAGGUCCGAGAGGGAGUCUACGAGAACAGCUUCAGCGUCCGGGGCAUCCUGCGCCAAGACGCGACUCACCCCUCGAAUCCUUCGAAGUGA
Symbiodinium sp. CCMP2456 is the source of this 1209-nucleotide messenger RNA. The record is from the annotation of a GenBank genome assembly. NCBI's taxonomy places the organism in Eukaryota, Dinophyceae, Suessiales, Symbiodiniaceae.